Molecule: messenger RNA, 2447 nt
Organism: Wasmannia auropunctata (little fire ant)
Lineage: Eukaryota; Metazoa; Arthropoda; Insecta; Hymenoptera; Formicidae
Product: protein PTCD3 homolog, mitochondrial
Exons: 11
Coding region: 468-2387 (639 amino acids)
Biological process (GO): mitochondrial translation
Cellular component (GO): mitochondrion
Molecular function (GO): rRNA binding; ribosomal small subunit binding; protein binding
Source: RefSeq, a predicted model, not a curated record
UGGAGUAGCGCGAUAAAAAAAUCGAUGAAAAAUCUGAUCAACUCAAUCAGAAUUAUCUUUUUAUUUCGUUAAGAACACAAUUGUUUUAUUGUUUGACACAUGUGGGAAGAGAAAAAUUAGAUAGGUAAAUUGCUGAUUUGUCGGAGAGCUCAUUAUUCGUUACACAACUUACAAGUCCUACAACAUGCGGUGUCGCGUUAAUCCUAACCUAACCUAAUCUUACGAUCGCUCGUCGAUCUCUAAUGACUUAACCUCAAAUCUUGUGGCUGUAAAGUUUGAGAAGAGAAAGAUAUAGAAAGGAUUAAUUUCCUUCGUUUUCACAAAUUGGCAUCAUGAAUUCUUUGGCAAGGAUUUCGCGUAGAUCAAUUAAUGUUUUGAGGUCAGAUUUCGUUAUACACAUACCGAAGAUACGACGAGAGUAUUCGAAAUAACCUGGAAAUAUUGAAAAAAAAUUGUGCCAGGAGUUGAUGAUACGGUUGCAAUCGACAGCCACAACGCCAACCUCGUCCUCGGAUAUUCAUAUUCCAAACAGGAUAGAACGCGGUCCGACAGAUAUUCUUAAGGCUUUGGAAAGUACAAUAUCUAGGGAUUAUAUGGCGCCACAUUAUAAGUUUCAUGACGAUCCUUACUUGACGCCGCAGUCAAUCUUGCUCAAACGCACGUACGCUUUGGCGAAGGAGUCUGGAAAGAAGGCUGCAAUGUGGAUUCGUGAAGAACACCGCGAUUUAUUUCAGCAUAAAGUAGCAGAACCUGAAAUUAAGGCAUUCGUACCGCCUCCCAUUUACACAGAGGAAAGUAAAGUGACAGAAGAAACAUUAUUGUAUGAGAUAUCAAAUGGUCAUGUUGCCAAUUCUAUCGCGAUAUAUGAUUUGUUAAAAGGUGAGAUAACAGUAUCAACGAAACAGGCACUCUUAGAAUUGUUGUGCUUUUAUAAUAAUAUUGAAAAGAUCAACGACGAAUUACUGGAAUCUAAUUGGUAUAAAUUGAAUCGUCAGAGUAAAAAGAACAAAUGGAUAAAUUAUCCUCAAAUCGAUGUACUGUUCGGAUUUCUGAAAGAACAAGAACCCACAGUAGCAGCGGCUGCAUAUACUGCGAUGAUAUGUGGUUUGGCUAAACAUUUCAGUCCGGAAAAGGCUUGGUACUUGUAUGAUGAAAGUCAAGGAAAAAGUAUACCGUUAUCCAUUGAUGGAUACAAUGCUAUAAUAUCGAUGGCACCAGAGCUAAAAGAAAAGGAUAAAUCAAAAUCAUUGAUAAUGGACAUAUACAGAGCAAUGGCUGCAAACGGGAUCACUCCAAACAUACAAACUUUUAAUGGCGUUCUUAAUGUAGCAACUACUAUGAAAUCGAAUCAAACAGCUCUAGAUUUUACAUGCAACAUACUCGCCGAUAUCAAGAAAUUUGAAUUGAAGCCGUCGUUAACUACAUAUUAUUAUCUACUGCGAAUUUUAAGUAGAUUCGGUGACGCAUCGUAUAGCAGCUUUAUGAAAAUCUUAGAGUCUUUGAAAAAGGAGACCCUUACUAUGCAAAAUGAGAAGGAUUUACAUUUCUUCGUUACCGCGAUGGAAAUGGCAUCUUAUCAGUUCUGUAAUCGUGAAGCAGGUGAAAUGGUGAACGAGCUUCUUCUCACCGGUGAAAAUUACAAGUUCAUCGGUGACAAUUUUAAAGAACAUACGUAUUACCGAAUGUAUUUGGAGUUAAUUUUGGCAACGGAAGAAAUUGAGACAUUCUUCAAGCUCUACAGCAAGUUUGUACCUCACGUGACUAUACCGGAACCUGCCGUGAUGGGUACUAUAUUGGAAGCUCUUAAAUUACAUCCCGCGGAGACCGCCACGCAAUAUAUACCAAAACUCUGGUCGCACAUGAUCAUGUUCGGUCAUCUGGACAGGGAAGAGUUAUUGGAGAAUAUAUUGCACUUGAUGAGCGUACAUUGUAAACCCGCACCUGAUUCUCCGUUAAAUACGCAAUUUGCAGAGAUGGCGCUUACUGUCUGGGAUCAUAUACAAACUCAGAAUACUAAAAGGGUAAGGCACUUCUUGGUGUCCAACACAGUGGCGGGCAAUAUUAUAAUGUUGCUGCUACGUGGAAAUAAUUUUGACAAAGCAGUAGAAAUUAUAUCGUCAUUGGUCCGUUCGCCGCACUUAAUUAAAAAUAACGACACCCUUGCCACGGAGCAUAUAAACGAAAUAUUCGAACUGUGUUUAGCACAAGCACACGUGCCGGCAAUUUUCACACUCCUGGAAUACGUCACUGUCCACAAUCUAGACGGAGCCGGAGAAAUGGCUGGAAAGUUGUACAAAACCGUAUCCCUUACCUCCAACCAGAAAAAUAUAUUAGCCAGCUUAGUGGGUAACGAUGUUCUCCAAUUACAGAUCUCCGAUGAGAAUUAGUUCUUCGAAAAAAAAUUUGUAUUAUAAAAUAUAGAAAAUAUAGAAAUCUUUUUAAAAAUA